Ochotona curzoniae (black-lipped pika) is the source of this 1117-nucleotide messenger RNA. It is a transcript of the gene EMC8, whose product is annotated as ER membrane protein complex subunit 8. The transcript is spliced from 5 exons. The record is from RefSeq and is a predicted model, not a curated record. The coding region runs from base 100 to 732 and encodes 210 amino acids. Gene Ontology annotation, cellular component: EMC complex. NCBI's taxonomy places the organism in Eukaryota, Metazoa, Chordata, Mammalia, Lagomorpha, Ochotonidae.
UGUGGGCGGCCGGGCCCGGCAGGGGCUGCGCCCGCCGUCCGCUCCUCGGCUGAGGCGCCGCGCGGACCCAGGCCUCGGCCUGCGGGGCCCGGGCUCAGCAUGCCCGGCGUGAAGCUGACCACCCAGGCCUACUGCAAGAUGCUGCUGCACGGCGCCAAGUACCCGCACUGCGCCGUCAACGGGCUGCUGGUGGCCGAGAAGCAGAAGCCGCGCAAGGAGCACCUGCCUCCGGGCGGCGCGGGCGCCCACCACACCCUCUUCGUGGACUGCAUCCCCCUGUUCCACGGCACGCUGGCCCUCGCCCCGAUGCUGGAGGUGGCCCUCACCCUGAUUGAUUCGUGGUGCAAAGACAAUAGCUAUGUGAUCGCGGGUUACUAUCAAGCUAAUGAGCGAGUCAAAGAUGCCAGUCCGAACCAGGUCGCGGAGAAGGUGGCCUCCAGGAUCGCAGAGGGCUUCAGCGACACAGCUCUCAUCAUGGUGGACAACACCAAGUUUACCAUGGACUGUGUAGCACCCACCAUCCACGUGUACGAGCACCAUGAAAGCCGAUGGCGCUGCAGAGACCCCCACCAUGACUACUGUGAAGACUGGCCGGAGGCGCAGAGGAUCUCGGCGUCGCUGCUGGACAGCCGCUCCUACGAAACGCUCGUGGACUUCGACAACCACCUGGAUGACAUCCGGAACGACUGGACGAACCCGGAGAUCAACAAAGCCGUGCUGCACCUGUGCUAGGCAGGCCAGCGCCAGGACUGCCGGGCGCUCGCCGGGCGCAGCAGGAACGUCCCCGAGCCUGCCGGGCGCAGCAGGAAGCCUGUUUGUGUGCGUAAACAGAGGCUCUGGUUGCUGGGAGGAGAGCUGUGCUUCUUAGGAGCAGCAUGUGCCUCGAGAUGGCAUGUGCCCAUCAGUCAUCUUUUUAAUGAGAACCUAGAGGAUUGCCUGACAUCCGGUCUGACCAUCCCUAGUCAGAUGUUGCUAUAAUCCUCCACGUGAAAGCUCUUUCUGCUUGCCCAACACUCUUCCUAUUAAACAGUUUUAACUAACCUUUUAUAAUCUGGAGAGAAUACUUUUUAAUGCUUAUGAACUACCUUUUGAAAAAAAGCCACAUCUUAUACUCCAA